Messenger RNA from Diorhabda sublineata, 852 nucleotides. RefSeq names its product ras-like GTP-binding protein RHO. NCBI's taxonomy places the organism in Eukaryota, Metazoa, Arthropoda, Insecta, Coleoptera, Chrysomelidae. Bases 1 to 645 code for a protein of 214 amino acids. The transcript has a single exon. Gene Ontology annotation, molecular function: GTPase activity; GTP binding. Gene Ontology annotation, biological process: small GTPase-mediated signal transduction. The record is from RefSeq and is a predicted model, not a curated record.
AUGGAAACUUCAACUUCACGAAAAAGUGUUUCUCUCAGUCUAGAUCACCUCUUAGAUUAUAUACAUUUGGAAAGAAAAAAGCUGGUGAUAUUAGGAGACGAGGGCUGUGGUAAAACGAGUCUCUUGAGGGCGUUCACUAGAAAACAAUCCUCAGAAUACGUUCCUAAAAUUUUGGAAUACUCCAUAGUUAAUGUUAAACUACCAGAUAAAGAAAUUGAACUCGCCAUGUGGAAUACUGCCGGACAAGAACGUUACGACUGCUUGUGCAACAUCAUCUAUACAGGAGCAGAUGUAGCUCUGAUAUGUUUCUCUUUCGAUAAACCUAAAUCUCUGGAUAAUGUAGUCACCAAAUGGUAUCCAGAAUUAAAGAGAGCCUGCCGAAAUAUUCCAGUUAUACUAGUUGGAAACAAAAUUGAUCUACGCGUGAAUAAAAAAAUGUACAAACUGAAACGAAUCAUAGGGAAAUCGGACGGUAGGGCUACAGCUAGAAAAAUAAAAGCUUUUUGUUACAUAGAAUGUUCGUCAAAAAAUAAUGUUGCAGUUAACGAUGUAUUUGAAAAUGUGAUAAGGGCUAUUUCUACCCCUGAAAAAAACAAAACAAGAUCUAGUAAAUUAUUUUUUAUAAAGAGUAAAGUUUAUGGUUAGCAUUUUUUUGUAAUAUUUUUAAGUAGGAGACGUUUUUAAAUACAAUUACGCUGUAAAAACUAGUUUAUAAUAUAAUUUUCUAUUGAAACUAUUAAAGUAAUUAAAUAUUGUACAUAAACCUAAGUAUUUAUUUAUUGAAUUGUCGCAGAGAGAUUUCCGUUCGUUUUGUAUCUGCUUUUGAAUAAAACUUUUAUUUAUAGGUGAUAA